AUGCAUCAUCGUCUCUGCUGCACUUUCUGUGGAAAAUAUUUCCCUACGCUCAAGAUGGUCACAACUCAUAAAAAAUCUGAACAUAUGAAACAAAAAAAACAUAAACGCACUACACUUUCAAACUCACUUGACGAUUUUAGCUUGAGUUUGACUUCAACUACACCAGAAACUAACAAUCGUGGCUGUGUUUCAGACGACGAGUA
This is a messenger RNA of Dentiscutata heterogama, 203 nucleotides long. The record is from the annotation of a GenBank genome assembly. Lineage: Eukaryota; Fungi; Glomeromycota; Glomeromycetes; Diversisporales; Gigasporaceae.